Molecule: messenger RNA, 1293 nt
Organism: Sorex araneus (European shrew)
Lineage: Eukaryota; Metazoa; Chordata; Mammalia; Eulipotyphla; Soricidae
Product: cytochrome P450 4V2-like
Exons: 10
Coding region: 1-1293 (430 amino acids)
Molecular function (GO): heme binding; iron ion binding; monooxygenase activity
Source: RefSeq, a predicted model, not a curated record
AUGUGCAACAUAAGCACUAUUGGUCCCUAUUUAGAUUUUUCUAUUGUAGAGACAAUUUUAUGUAGUUCAAAACAAAUUGACAAGUCCUACUUAUACAAAUUUUUGGAACCAUGGCUUGGCCUUGGACUUCUUACAAGUACUGGAAACAAAUGGCGCUCUAGGAGGAAAAUGUUAACUUCCACUUUCCACUUUACAAUUCUGGAAGACUUCUUAGACAUCAUGAACGAACAAGCCAAUGUGUUGGUUAAUAAACUUGAAAAACAUGCUGAUAAAGAAAAGUUUAAUUGCUUUUUUGAUAUCACUCUUUGUGCAUUAGAUAUCAUCUGUGAAACAGCGAUGGGGAAGAAAAUUGGUGCACAAAUAAAUGAUGACUCCGAAUAUGUCCGUGCAGUUUAUAGAAUGAGUGACCUAAUACUUCAAAGAAUGAAGAGACCCUAUUUCUGGCCUGAUAUUUUAUUCUUUAUGUUUACGCAAGGAUGGGAAUACAAAAGAACCCUAAAGAUUCUACAUGAUUUUACCAACAAUGUCAUCACUGAACGGGCCAAAGCGAUGCAGAGAGAUGAGGAAUGCCGAACUGACAGUAACAACUUUCCCAAAAAGCAAAGGGUUUUUCUUGACUUGCUUUUAAAAGUAACUGAUGAUGAAGGAAACAAACUAAGUCAUGAAGAUAUUCAAGAAGAAGUGGACACCUUCAUGUUUGAGGGCCAUGACACCACCGCAACUGCAAUAAACUGGUCCCUGUACCUGUUGGGUCAUCAUCCGGAAGUGCAGAAAAAAGUGGACCAGGAACUGGAGGAAGUGUUUGGGAAGUCUCAUCGUCCUGUGACGGUAGAGGACCUGAGGAGACUCAAGUACCUGGAAUGUGUUAUUAAGGAGACUCUUCGUCUAUUUCCUUCUGUGCCUCUAUUUGGUCGUCAGCUUAAUGAAGAUUGUGUAAUUGGUGGUUGCAAAAUUUUGAAAGGCUCUGAGAUCAUCAUAGCUCCCUAUGCACUGCACAGAAAUCCAGAGUACUUCCCAGACCCUGAGGAAUUCAAGCCAGAAAGGUUCUUUCCUGAGAAUUCCCAAGGACGUCAUCCAUAUGCAUACGUGCCCUUCUCUGCUGGACCCAGAAACUGCAUAGGUCAAAAGUUUGCCAUGAUGGAGGUAAAGACCGUUCUUUCCUGGAUCCUGAGGCAUUUCUGGAUAGAAUCCACUCAGAAAAGAGAAGAACUUGGUCUGACAGCAGAGCUGAUUCUUCGUCCAGCUAAUGGCAUCUGGAUCAAGUUGAAAAGAAGAAACACAGAUAAAUCUUAG